AUUUUCACUUGCCCUAUACAGAUAUGGCCGCUCAAGGUGUCCUAUGGAGUUCAGCUAAAAAAUGUUUCACCGCUGGUCUAAUCGGCCUCACGGUAUCUGACCGAUACGCCUCCUUUAUGGCUGUUCGCGGUUCAUCCAUGUCUCCCACCCUGAAUCCCAAUAACAAGAACUCAAGUGGAUUUGUGUUUGAUGACUAUGUAUUGGUUGAGAAAUUUUGCCUUGGUAAAUACAAGUUCUCGCGGGGUGACGUCGUGGUUUUUCGUUCACCAAGUAAUUAUAAGGAGAAAAACGUGAAGAGAAUUGCUGCCUUGCCAGGUGACUGGAUCCAUCUCCCUUCACUUGACACAGUGAGGAUCCCUGAAGGACAUUGUUGGGUUGUCGGAGACAAUGCAGCUUGCAGCAUGGACUCAAGAUCACUUGGACCGAUUCCUCUUGGUUUGAUAUGUGGACGGAUUACCCAUGUCGUCUGGCCACCUCACAGAUUAGGUAGAGUUGAUGGUAAAAACAACAUACUGGCAGAAGUACAAGUUGACAUGUUAGAAGAACAUAGAGACUGAUUAUUUAUGGUUCACACACCAGCCAACAAGUGCUAUACGCGGCGGCUGGGCAACGGUGGCUUGUCUUUCUUGAGAUUUUACCUCUUUAUUUAUACCCAUAUUUUAUUGUUUAUUAUGAUACAAAGCGUGGCCUUCUACAUUUGGAGGCCCGCCCCAAUUAGAAGAACCUUAUCCGGAUCACAUUUUUUGUGCUGAGAUAUAAAAAAUUUGACACAA
This is a messenger RNA of Sesamum indicum (sesame), 773 nucleotides long. RefSeq names its product Peptidase S24/S26A/S26B/S26C family protein. Gene Ontology annotation, cellular component: membrane; mitochondrial inner membrane peptidase complex. The record is from RefSeq and is a predicted model, not a curated record. Lineage: Eukaryota; Viridiplantae; Streptophyta; Magnoliopsida; Lamiales; Pedaliaceae. Gene Ontology annotation, molecular function: serine-type endopeptidase activity.